Messenger RNA from Pantherophis guttatus, 1153 nucleotides. RefSeq names its product olfactory receptor 14A16-like. The record is from RefSeq and is a predicted model, not a curated record. Gene Ontology annotation, cellular component: membrane. Gene Ontology annotation, biological process: G protein-coupled receptor signaling pathway. Lineage: Eukaryota; Metazoa; Chordata; Lepidosauria; Squamata; Colubridae. Gene Ontology annotation, molecular function: G protein-coupled receptor activity; olfactory receptor activity.
AGACGGAUGUAUUCAAGAAGACUGUAUUGACAAUCAUCUGACAUAAUAGUAAGUUGACUCAGUCAGACUAAUAUAAUCUUUACUCUGCAAUUCUAUAUCCAUUUAUAAUGUGUUCAGCAAGACCAUUGUCCAAGAUUUGGUACCUCUGUUGAUCACUAAUCAUACUUUGUUUUUAUCCAGAACAAUUGAAAUAAAAAGAAUGGCCAAUCAAUCCACUGUGACAGAAUUUCUUCUGAUGGGAUUUUCUGAUGACCAUGAUGUACAACUUCUGCUCUUUUUCCUGCUUCUCUUUGUUUACUUGAUAGCUUUGGUUGGAAAUUUAUUCAUUGUGUUGGUUGUAAUCCUGAAUAACCACCUCCACAUACCUAUGUAUUUCUUUUUGGUCAAUUUAUCCUUGACUGAUAUUUGUUAUAUCACAACCACCAUCCCCAAAUCAAUGGCAGUUUCAUUGACAGAUAACAAAACAAUUACCUUUCCUGGAUGUAUAGCUCAAGUGUUCUUAGUUAUUGCUUGUGUAGGUUCUGAGGUUGCCUUGCUCACCAUCAUGGCUUAUGAUCGUUAUGUAGCUAUCUGCCAUCCUCUGCAAUAUAGCCUUAUCUUGAACUGGGAUGCAUGUAGUCAAAUGGCACUUGCUUCCUGGAUUAGUACCCUCAUUUAUGCUAUGUUGCUAACUAUCAUAACAUUUCAAUUGCAUUUCUGUGGAUUGAAUAUCAUUGGACAGUUUUUUUGUGAUGUUCCUCAGCUACAGAAGAUUUCCUGCACUGAUACAAAAUUUAAUCAAAUUCUCAUGUGGGUAGUUGGAUUCAUUGCAAGUUCAUUUUGUACUGGAUUUGUUUUUGCCUCUUAUGGUUACAUCUUCUCAAUAAUUUUAAAAAUUCCAUCCACUCAGGGUAGAUAUAAAGCCUUCUCAACUUGCAGUCCACAUUUGACAGUGUAUUCUUUAUUUAUCAUGACAUCUAUGUUUUCAUAUUUGAGGCCACAAACUUUUUCUUCUCCCACAAUUGACUUACUAUCUGCUGUUUUAUAUGCAGUGUUGCCUCCAGUUCUGAAUCCCAUCAUGUAUAGCUUCAGAAACAAGGAUAUCCAAGACGCUUUGUGGAAAAUAAUGUCAAAAUCUAAUCUGGCAUGUUGGGCAUUCUGCAAGUCCUGUUAG